UACCGUUUCUGUAUGUUGAAUCGCAUCAUUACCGUCCUUCUGGGAUGGAUCCUCUCACGGAUCUCCUGCAGCGCAGUCUUAUAAAGCGUAUUCGCCAGGCCUGCUCUAACUGCCGACGACGGAAAACCAAGUGCACAGGGGAGCGGCCAGUCUGUUUUCAAUGUCGUCGCAAUAGACAUACCUGUGUCUACGAGCCAUGUGUGUCUUUGACAACAUGCCAGGUUCAAUUAUCACAACGAAUAUCCCUACUCGAACAACGCCUAGCCGAGCUGAGCGAGCAGAGCAUCUUGCAGCCCGGGCCAUUGGGAGACCACGCACAGUCGCAACAGCCAAUCGACCUGUCGCAACCUCCUUCCACCACCGCCGCUGCUGCCGCCGCCGCUGGGGAGCGCCCCUAUUGCAUGCCGCCUCAAUCCGUUCUAGAUUCUACCGUCGAUGCAUACUUCAUUCAUGUUCAUAAUCAGCCAUACAGUAAUGUCCAAGAAGCGAGCUUUCGCCGCACACUGCAGGAUCGAUCCUUGCCUAACUGUCUGAUUCUGGUUUUACUGGCCGCCGCUGUUCGUUUCUCUACACAUGAUUUCUACAGAAGCAGGCAGCGAGAGAUGUCUGAGGUCUAUAUACGGGAAGCAUGGCUUUCUGUGUUGAUGAAUCACUUGAACGAGGAUAGUAUAGAUAUAUACACGGUACAGACAAUCAAUAUACUCGCUGUGAUUGACUUUACAGCCGGAAGAAUUAACUCAGGCUGGCUCAAAACCGGGCUAGCUGCUCGCAUAUCCCAAGACCUUGGUUUGAUGGUAGAGCCCAAGGAAUGGAGAGUGCCGGCUGAACAGGAGGAGCGCCGGCGAGUGUUCUAUUGGAAUACCACAUUGCAGGAUACGCCUAGCUUCGUUGCUCUGGUGAUUCUCCUCGCAUUGAUCCUCGGACGUUGCACACGCUAUGUGUACGGCGUUCGGUACAGCGACGAGAUACCACCCUGGGACACAAAAUUGGAGUAUGCGGCCGUAUGCUCCCUCUUACUCUUAUUCGAACACUAUGCCGAGCUGAGUCCAGUAAAAGUGACGGACCUGGCUUCUGGACGAGACGGGAUUAUGGGAGAUCACUAUAAUUAUCAGGAGCUUGGUCAUCUCGUUUUCGCACAUACCCUCUUCCAUCUCUGCCAUUGCUUGUUGAACCAGCCUUUGAUCCUAUGCCAGUCCCUUCGACCCUUUAAAGCCAAAGUACCCGGCAGCUUUGCAGCCCAGGGGAUGAAAGCGGGCAUAGACCAUGCCGUACGUCUCAUACAUCUACUGCAGGAUGUGCUUAAUGCAGGAGGACCCGUCCAAUCCUCAUUCUAUGCAUAUUGUUUGGUAGUUGCGGGCGGAAUCGUAUCAAUUGCAUCUCACGAGACGACUCAGAGUCCCAAACCUCAGUCUUCUGAGAUGCUGGAAUGUUUUCAAAGUGGGCUGCACAUGAUUGAUGGACUGGCCAGCCUGUGGCCGCACGCCAGUCAUAUGUCUCUUCGUUUACGGAAUUUGCACGAGCAGCGGCACAAUCUCGACAGCCUGCUAGAUACGACGGGCAGGACGCAAGACAUCGAUCCGCUCUGCGGAGCGACCUUCUGGUCUAUUCUGGACUAUUCCAUCGUGAGCAGCGACCCUAAAAAGACCAUGCCAUCGCCAAUGUCGUGGGCAUUGGGAUUUGAUAUGUUCGCCGCCCCCCUUCUCUGGCUCAACAACAUAGAUCCAACGUAA
Messenger RNA from Aspergillus brunneoviolaceus CBS 621.78, 1730 nucleotides. RefSeq names its product Zn(II)2Cys6 transcription factor. Bases 45 to 1730 code for a protein of 561 amino acids. The record is from RefSeq and is a predicted model, not a curated record. Gene Ontology annotation, biological process: DNA-templated transcription; regulation of DNA-templated transcription. The transcript is spliced from 9 exons. NCBI's taxonomy places the organism in Eukaryota, Fungi, Ascomycota, Eurotiomycetes, Eurotiales, Aspergillaceae. Gene Ontology annotation, molecular function: DNA binding; zinc ion binding; DNA-binding transcription factor activity, RNA polymerase II-specific. Gene Ontology annotation, cellular component: nucleus.